Messenger RNA from Macrobrachium nipponense, 1506 nucleotides. Its product is annotated as putative protein FAM47C. The transcript has a single exon. The coding region runs from base 1 to 1506 and encodes 501 amino acids. The record is from RefSeq and is a predicted model, not a curated record. NCBI's taxonomy places the organism in Eukaryota, Metazoa, Arthropoda, Malacostraca, Decapoda, Palaemonidae.
AUGAAGGCCCCUCCAUCCAGAAGGCAAAUCUAUGCUCCCUCCAUCCAGAAGGUCAAAUCAUCUAUGCUCUCCUCCCAUCCAGAAGGUCAAAUCAUCUAUGCUCUCCUCCCAUCCAGAAGGUCAAAUCAUCUAUGCUCUCCUCCCAUCCAGAAGGUCAAAUCAUCUAUGCUCUCCCUCCCAUCCAGAAGGUCAAAAAAUCAUCUAUCUCUCCUCCACCAGAGGUCAAAUCAUCUAUGCUCUCUCCCAUCCAGAAGGUCAAUCAUCUAUGCUCCCUCCUCCCAUCCAGAAGGUCCAAAUCAUCUAUGCUCUCCUUCCCAUCCAGAGGGUCAAUCAUCUAUGCUCCCUCCAUCCAGAAGGGUCAAAUCAUCUAUGCUCUCCUCCCAUCCAGAAGGUCAAAUCACUAUGCUCUCCUCCCAUCCAGAAGGUCAAAUCAUCUAUGCUCUCCUCCCAUCCAGAAGGUCAAAUCAUCUAUGCUCUCCUCCCAUCCAGAAGGUCAAAUCACCUAUGCUCUCCUCCCAUCCAGAAGGUCAAAUCACCUAUGCUCUUCCAUCAGAAGGUCAAAUCAUAUGCUCUCCUCCCAUCCAGAAGGUCACAUCAGUCUAUGCUCUCCCCCUUCCAUCCAGAAGGUCAAUCAUCUAUGCAGUAAACUCGCUCCCAUCCAGAAGGUCAAUCAUCUUAUGCUCUUCCUUCCCAAAUCCAAAGGAAAGGUCACCAAAAUCAUCCUAUGCUCCCGCCUCCCAUCCAGAAGGUCAAUCAUCUCCCUGCCUCUCCUCCCCAUCCAGAAGGUUCAAAUCACCUAUGCUCCCCUCCUCCCAUCCAGAAGGUCAAUCAUCUUAUGCUCUCCUCCCCCAUCCAGAAGGGUCAAAUCAUCUAUGCUCUCCUCCCAUCCAGAAUAAAGGGUCAAAUCUCUAUGCCUCCCUCCCAUCCGAAGGUCAAGUCAUCUAUGCUCUCCUCCCAUCCAGAAGGUCAAAUCAUCUAUGCUCCCUCCCAUCCAGAAGGUCAAAUCAUCUAUGCUCUCCUCCCAUCCAGAAGGUCAAAUCAUCUAUGCUCUCCUCCCAUCCAGAAGGCUUAAAAUCAUCUAUGCUCUCCUCCAUCCAGAAGGGUCAAAUCCUCUAUGCUCCCUCCCAUUUCCAGAAGGGUAAAUCAUCUAUCUCUCCCUCCUCCCAUCCAGAAGGUCAUCCCUAUGCUCUCCUCCCUCCUCCCAUCCGGAGAAGUCAAAUCAUCUAUGCUCUUCCUCCCACCAGAAAGGUCAAACUCACCUAUGCUCUCCUCCCAUCCAGAAGGUCAAAUCACCUAUGCUCCCCUCCCAUCCAGAAGGUCCCCAAAUCAAUAUGCUCUCCUCCCAGCAGAAGGUCAAAUCACCCUAUGCUCACCUCCCGCAUCCAGAAGGCAAUCACCUGCUCCCCCCUCCCUUCCAGAAGGUCCACUUCGAGUGAGAAGAGCGGAUCUGAAAGCGAAGGGAGUUAUAUUUUCCUACAUAAAUACCGUAAUGUUAUAACUACUUAA